Brienomyrus brachyistius is the source of this 566-nucleotide messenger RNA. RefSeq names its product zinc finger BED domain-containing protein 4-like. NCBI's taxonomy places the organism in Eukaryota, Metazoa, Chordata, Actinopteri, Osteoglossiformes, Mormyridae. The transcript has 2 exons. The record is from RefSeq and is a predicted model, not a curated record. Bases 51 to 521 code for a protein of 156 amino acids.
AAUUUCGCGGAUCGCACACCGCAGAGCGCAUCCAGAAAUCGGUGGAAAAGAUGAUGAACAACUGGGGAAUUGACAAGCAACGGGUCCAUGUAAUUUUGCGUGACAACGCGGCAAAUAUGAAGAAAGCUAUGAGGGAUAUGGGGGUGCCGAGUGUGGGCUGUGUCGCCCAUUCCUGUCAACUCUGUGUGCAUGAGGGCCUGCUGUCUCAGCGCAGCGUGACGGAGACCCUGGCCAACGCAAGGAAGAUUGUAGGCCAUUUUAAACACUCCCCGUUGGCCUACUCUCGACUAGAAGACAUACAGAUGGACCUAAAUAUGGAUAUCAAGCGCCUACAGCAAGAUGUACAGACACGAUGGAACAGCAGCCCCUACAUGCUGCAGAGCCUACUGCAACAAAAACGUGCUCUUAGUGUAUUUGCAGCUGAGUGCACUCUACCAGCAACACUGACAGUUCACCAGUGGGAGCUGAUGAAUAAGACUGCUGAUCUGCUAUCCCCCUUUGAAGAGCUGAUCAGAGUGUGAGCAGGGAGACUGCAACUGCAGCUGAUGUGAUCCCUGCCAUAACAG